AAUUUCUGUUGUUGUUUGAGUUGGGUGUUUUGUUUUUUUUUUUCUUUUUUAUUAAUCAAAAAAUCUAAAGGUAUUUUUACUUUAUAUUUUGAAAUAGAAUAUCAUUUGAUUUGUCUAACUCUCCUUGUGAAGUUGGACCAUUGUCGAAGUGUUGUCACGUUACAAUUUAAUAAUAAAUAUCCUUACACAAUGGAUGAAAUCAAUGCAAACAUUCCUGCAAAUUUCACUGACCUACCCGAUCAAAAACAUUACAAUCUUACCCACUACCAUCAACGUUUCCACUGGGAUUGUGGACUCUCUUGUAUCCUCAUGAUUCUAUCGAGUGCUUCGCGAAAACAAUUUCUAGCGAAUUUCGAUCAAAUCUGCGAACAAGAAGGUUUCGGUCAUAGCACUUGGACAAUAGAUCUCUGUUACAUUUUACAAAAGUUCAAUGUUCAACAUUUGUAUCUGACCAAAACGAUUGGGGUCGAUCCAAGCUACAGCCAACACAGCUACUAUACGAAAAUAAUCGAUAAAGAUGAGAAGAGAAUUACGGCAAAGUUCAAGGAUGCUCAAUCGCAUGGGGUUGUGGUUGAGCAGAGGACGGUGCCCUUCAAAGAUAUCAUCCGUCAUUUAGCUCACCGGGGUCCGGUUAUUAUUCUAACGAAUGCGUCACUUUUGCGAUGUGAUAUUUGUAAAAAGGAUUCAUUCGAAAGAAUGGGUUGUUCGUUUUUAAAUCAAAUCGGCAAACUCAGGCAUUAUGCCGGUCAUUAUGUGGUCCUUUGUGGAUUUGAUCUGACACGAAAGAAAGUUUUCUAUUUGAAUCCGGAAGCAACUGAUGGACAUGUUUGUACAAGUUCAAUUGAUUCAAUGGACAAAGCUAGAACUGCUUUUGGUACAGAUGAAGAUGUUAUACUUAUUUUUAAUCGUUAAAUUGCAACCUUACCAACACUCAAGGGUCAGCAUUUUUAUUAUGUUUUCGAUUUUUAUUUUUAAGAAAAAACGUAUUGUGAUAGCAGCAACAGAUUUAUAAUGUUUACGUUCCAUUUAGUGAUAAAAAAAUAUGUUUACUUUUAGACUUAUUGCAUUUAGAAGAGAGAGCACACUUUACAAAAUAUUUAUGCAAAAUUAAAAAAUAAAUAA
Molecule: messenger RNA, 1122 nt
Organism: Episyrphus balteatus (marmalade hoverfly)
Lineage: Eukaryota; Metazoa; Arthropoda; Insecta; Diptera; Syrphidae
Product: protein GUCD1
Exons: 4
Coding region: 190-912 (240 amino acids)
Source: RefSeq, a predicted model, not a curated record